GAAAAGGUCAGAUUUUACUGGCUGAUGACUAUCACGACUCCUUGCCGUGACUGAGAGCGGCAUUGUCACGAACAAGAUUUCAGAGGGAAACUGUGCAUUUCUUCACUGACGUCGUAUUCUGUGAAUACUGAAGCCAAGAAAUGAUGAAGGAUCUUCUGCUUAUUCAUUUGUUCAUGGUGUUUGCCGAUGUACAUGGAGCUCUUCAGCUGGCCCCUGUGUUCGGCAGUCACAUGGUCCUGCAGCGUGCCCCGAAGAGCGCCGUCAUCUGGGGCACGGCCACCACAGAAGGUGACAGGGUCACUGCACACGUCACUGGCCCGGGGGUGAACAUCGCCCCAGUCGUCGCCACGGUCUCUCGCGGCGCCUGGAAACUCAAACUUCACCCUGUGGCCGAGCACGGACCCUUCACCAUCAGCUUCACUUCCCGUGAGGGUAACGUCACCCUGACCGACGUGCUGUUUGGUGACGUGUGGCUGUGUUCCGGUCAGAGCAACAUGGGCUUUUGGAUGAGCAAUAUCAUCAACAGCACCGCCGAGCUCCAGAACGCUCACAAUUUUCCUAACAUCCGGGUCUUCAAGGUGGCGAUGACCGAAUCGUUUACUCCACAAACUUCCCUGACCUUGAACAUUCCCUGGACAGGCCCACAAAACACCAGAGCUAUGGGAGGGUUUUCUGCCGUGUGCUGGCUGUUCGCCGAGUACCUGUACCCUCAUCUCAACUACCCCAUCGGUCUGAUCGAAUCGGCAUACGGGGGAACCCCCAUCGAGGCCUGGUCUCCCCCUGAAGCCAUCAAAGACUGCGCUUCCAUCGCAAAACGAGGCCCAGGCAAUGAUUCAGUAUUGUGGAAUGCCAUGUUGAACCCUAUUUUGGGCACUACAUUUCUGGGAGCCUUGUGGUAUCAAGGUGAGUCCAACGCCAACCAUGCUUCGAAGUAUUCGUGCCAAAUAAAAGCCCUGGUUACCCGAUGGCGGUCACUGUUCAGCCAGCACUCUAUGGGCGAAACUGAAGCCAACUUCCCUUUUGGCUAUGUACAGCUGGCAGGCUACUCCCCGGGGGACAGCGUUGGCCAGUUUCCAGCUCUGAGGUGGGCACAGACAGCAGGGUACGGGUACAGUCCUAACCCCGCCCUACCCCGGACUUUCAUGGCCGUGGCCAUGGACCUGCCUGACUUCAGUUCACCGUCUGGACCGAUCCAUCCACGCUUCAAGCAGGACGUGUCACAGAGGCUGAUGCUGGGCGCCCUGAAUGUGGCCUACGGUCACAGUGAUGUGGUCUUCCAGGGUCCCUUCCCCAGCAAGUUCCAGCUUGACACAGCGCACCACACACUCACCAUUGAGUACAACGGAGGACGAACCCCUCUAGAGAUCAGGAAUAAUACAGGCUUUGAAGUCUGCUGUAGCCCAGCAGCUGCUACCAAGUGCACUGAGGGACACGACACGUGGCAUGCUGCGCCAAUCACGCCUCACGACGCAAGUCACGUGACUGUGUCGACCUCGGGCUGUGGGACCAACAAGGCGACAGGACUGCGAUACGCGUGGCGGACCAGUCCGUGUCUCUACAAACACUGCGCCGUCUAUGGUGCUGGGUCUGGUCUACCUGCUCCCCCUUACUUAACUCACACCCUCCCCCUGUAACACACAUGGUGUGUGAACUAUAACCUUAACCUUCGUGGACUUAAAUGUACAAUGGUGACAUCACAAUGACUAGGUACUGACAGUUGAUAAAUAUACUUUCAGACCGUU
Molecule: messenger RNA, 1742 nt
Organism: Pomacea canaliculata
Lineage: Eukaryota; Metazoa; Mollusca; Gastropoda; Architaenioglossa; Ampullariidae
Product: sialate O-acetylesterase-like
Exons: 9
Coding region: 141-1634 (497 amino acids)
Biological process (GO): carbohydrate metabolic process
Molecular function (GO): sialate O-acetylesterase activity
Source: RefSeq, a predicted model, not a curated record